This is a messenger RNA of Cyprinodon variegatus (sheepshead minnow), 2232 nucleotides long. RefSeq names its product voltage-dependent anion-selective channel protein 2-like. Gene Ontology annotation, molecular function: voltage-gated monoatomic anion channel activity. Gene Ontology annotation, biological process: monoatomic anion transmembrane transport. The transcript is spliced from 9 exons. Bases 7 to 987 code for a protein of 326 amino acids. NCBI's taxonomy places the organism in Eukaryota, Metazoa, Chordata, Actinopteri, Cyprinodontiformes, Cyprinodontidae. The record is from RefSeq and is a predicted model, not a curated record. Gene Ontology annotation, cellular component: mitochondrial outer membrane.
GUGCGCAUGCGCAGCGGCAGUCUCCUUCAUCGUGUCCUGUUAGCAUCGCCUAGCUCAGCUAACUGUCAAUCCUCUCAGCAGCAUCACGCCAGGGACGCUGCAGGCUCUGCGGACUACUGUCGCCUCUGCUGCACUGAAAAAAUGGCUGUCCCCCCUUCGUACGCAGACCUCGGCAAGGCCGCCAAGGACAUCUUCAGUAAAGGCUACGGCUUUGGCGUCGUGAAGCUUGACCUGAAAACCAAAUCUCAAAGUGGAGUGGAGUUUAACACAACAGGCUCCAGCAACAUCGACACGGGAAAGGCUUCUGGUAACCUGGAGACCAAGUACAAGAUGAAGGAGCUCGGCCUGAGCGUCAGCCAGAAGUGGAACACGGACAACACGCUGGCCACGGAGGUCACUGUGGAGGACCAGCUCGCUCAGGGACUGAAGGUCGGCUUGGAUACGUCAUUCGUACCAAACACCGGCAAGAAGAGUGGUAAGCUGAAGACAGGCUACAAGCGCGACUUUGUGAACCUUGGCUGUGACGUGGACUUCGAGGGGCCCAUCGUCCACGCCGCUGCUGUGCUGGGGUACGAAGGCUGGCUGGCGGGCUACCAGAUGGCCUUCGAUAUGGCCAAAUCUAAACUAUCUCAGAACAACUUUGCCCUCGGCUACAAGACCGGCGACUUCCAGCUGCACACCAACGUAAACGAUGGGACCGAGUUUGGCGGCUCUAUCUACCAGAAGGUAAACGAGGGGCUGGAGACGGCCGUGACUCUGGCCUGGACCGCCGGCAGCAACAACACCCGCUUCGGCAUCGCAGCCAAAUACAAGCUGGACAAAGAUGCCUCUCUGUCUGCCAAAGUAAACAAUGCUAGUCUGAUUGGGAUCGGCUACACCCAGAGCCUCCGGCCAGGGGUUAAGGUCACCCUCUCAGCCCUCAUCGACGGGAAGAACUUCCAAGCAGGCGGGCAUAAAGUGGGCAUGGGCUUCGAGCUGGAGGCGUAAUAAUGGCUGCUCUCCAGAACCUGACAGCUCCACCUCCACCUUUCAUGUGGCUCCUCUCUGGACUCUCCUCACACGCCCUCCCCCUCCUCCCCCCAGUCCGCACUCCUAAUGAGCAUUUCUGGCACCGAACGUCGAGUCUGGAGCUGAGAGAUCGACCCUGAAAGUGGCGGUGCGUGGUCGUGAAGAAAUUUCUGACGUUCCGGGCGAAGUCACACUAUUUAUUUCCUUGUAGGUCUCGGAUGACAUAGAUGUUGUUGUUAAAGAGUGUAGCUCAUUACAGCAGUCGUACCUAAAAGCAUGUGAGAAUAAAACACGGAUGCAGAGGCUAACGUUCAUUGCUUGGUUUAAAAAGGUGCAGUGUGUCUGCUUUUCUGUUUGUUUUCAUUUUUUAUUCCUUUUUCUCAGUUUAAAUUUAAACGUGUCUGCAAACUCAGUUAUUCCCUGAAACUUCAGCCUCAACCAAGAAAUAAACACAAAGAUAAAAAAUAGAUCAGUUAUCUAAAGUGGGAAUACUGUUGGAAUGUAGAGAAAAAGACUAAAGUUAAUUAGGAUUUGUAGCCCCUUGGUAGGUCACUAAAUAAAUCCAGAUACAGUAAAUAAAACCAAUGACAUAUCUGAAGAUUAUUGUUGAUUUUUAAAGGAGUGAAUGUUGCUCUUAAUAAUUCAAUCCACACAUUUUUUUUUCAAAAUAAAAUAAAUAGAAUCUUGGUAAUUAGUUUGAUGCUUUUCAUUUUCUUUUAUACAUGUUUCAUGCUUUGGGAUUUUAAUGUUUUUUUUCUCACACACAUUAGCUGACUGCUGUUUUGACUAAACAGCAGAACAGGAAGGACGGCGAGUCCAGACGCCAUCUUGUUGCUCCUCGUUCUGACAGGUGAAAUCAAUGUGGUUGAAGUUACUGACAUUUCUACCACAUGGUUCUCAUCUGUCUCCGCCGAGCUGCUACGAAGACGGCGACCAUAUUCUGCGUCUUAGUUGCUCUUGGUGUGCCGAGUUGACGGCCAUCUUUCUUCUCAUAAAACUCCAAUUAUGUGUUGCGUCUCAAGCAGUCCAUGUUUCUCGCACCAGUGCAGCCGCUUGUCCCAGUGAUUCCUCGACACGGUGUUGUGAUCCCCGGCAGCGUUGUCUCUACAUCCACUUCAGUCCUCUAAAUGUCUUUUAUUUUAUCCUCAGAUUGUCAUUAUUUAGACACAGUAGCUAUUUUUUUCCAUUGUAAAUUAAAACGUUCUAAUAAAAAAAGGAAAAUGU